UAUAGCAACGUUUUAGAAAGCAAAUCCAGAAAAAAAAUGAAACUAAAUAAACUAUUGUUGGCAUUUAUGUGCCUGGGACUUUUUACAGUCCUGGUGGUGGGCGCUGAUACCGAUACCGAUACCGAUGAUUCUGAUGAUACGGCCGCCAGUACCGAGAACGAGUCCACAGAUGCCUCCACCACCGGAUCAUCGAGCACAACGGCACCAGAUGCCUCGGGCUCAGAUGUGGAUGAUACCGGCAGCAGUACCGAUGACGUGGAUAGUGAUUCUGGAUCGGAUUCUGACUCCGACUCGGAUAGCGAUGCGGAUGAGGGCACGGACACAGAGCCAGCCACAACAGCAAAGCCAAAAAGGAAGAAGAACAACAACAACAGGAGGAAGAACAACAAAAGGGCGGCCAACAAGAAAAAGGCGGCCAACAACAACAACCGGAAGAAGGCGGCCAACAAGAAGAGGGCCACCAACAACAACAGCAACAGACGUCGCAACAACAACAACAAUCGUCGCACCAACAACAACCGUCGCAUCAACAACAAGGCCAGAAGGCGUGGUUGA
This is a messenger RNA of Drosophila bipectinata, 555 nucleotides long. RefSeq names its product Pre-intermoult gene 1 (gene Pig1). Lineage: Eukaryota; Metazoa; Arthropoda; Insecta; Diptera; Drosophilidae. The record is from RefSeq and is a predicted model, not a curated record.